Molecule: messenger RNA, 2668 nt
Organism: Mercurialis annua (annual mercury)
Lineage: Eukaryota; Viridiplantae; Streptophyta; Magnoliopsida; Malpighiales; Euphorbiaceae
Product: phospholipid:diacylglycerol acyltransferase 1-like
Exons: 6
Coding region: 230-2224 (664 amino acids)
Biological process (GO): lipid metabolic process
Cellular component (GO): cytoplasm
Source: RefSeq, a predicted model, not a curated record
GGAAACUUUGAAAGUUCUAGCAUCACCUCCUAAAACACCUCGCCACGAGAUAAACCAGUCACACAAUUCCACUUCAGCAGUCGCAGGCGGUUUUCGCGCCACCUUUCUGUUUUCGUCUCCUUCCGUCGUUUGGCGGUUUCCACUAUAAGAAAUAUGUUAUUAGGGUUAGGGCUUCACUGUCUACACACUCCGAGCAGCUAUAGCGACGGAACCCCCAGCUCAUGAAACGAUGUCGCUUCUGCGACGGAGAUCGCGAGUUCAAAUUUCGCCGGAUUUAACGGAAAUUGAAAAUAAUCGGAACGGUGAGGAUGAUAAGGAUACGGUGAAGAGGAAGGAGAAGAUAAGGAAAUGUAGAUGUGUAGACAGUUGUUGUUGGUUGAUCGGAUUUAUAUGUUCGAUGUGGUGGUUUUUGUUGUUUUUAUAUAAUGCAAUGCCGGCUUCUUUUCCGCAAUAUGUAACGGAGGCGAUAACGGGACCCAUGCCCGACCCGCCCGGUGUUAAAUUAAAGAAGGAAGGGCUAAUGGUGAAGCAUCCGGUGGUUUUUGUGCCAGGAAUUGUUACUGGUGGUCUUGAGUUAUGGGAAGGUCAUCAGUGUGCUGAGGGAUUGUUUCGGAAACGUCUUUGGGGUGGCACUUUUGGUGAAGUCUACAAACGACCUUUAUGCUGGGUUGAGCAUAUGUCACUGGACAAUGAAUCUGGACUGGACCCUCCUGGCAUUAGGGUUAGGCCUGUAUCUGGACUUGUGGCAGCUGAUUAUUUCGCAGCAGGUUAUUUUGUCUGGGCAGUUUUAAUUGCUAAUUUGGCUCGCCUAGGUUACGAGGAGAAAAGCAUGUAUAUGGCUGCAUAUGAUUGGAGGAUAUCAUUUCAGAACACUGAGGUUAGGGACCAAACUCUGAGCAGGAUAAAAAGUAAUAUGGAACUCUUGGUAGCCACUAAUGGUGGAAAUAAGGUGGUCGUCAUUCCACAUUCUAUGGGUGUUCUGUACUUUCUGCAUUUUAUGAAAUGGGUUGAGGCACCGGCUCCAAUGGGUGGUGGGGGUGGACCAGAUUGGUGUGCGAAGCAUAUAAAGGCAGUGAUGAAUAUUGGUGGACCAUUUUUGGGCGUGCCGAAAGCAGUUUCAGGACUUUUUUCUAAUGAAGCCAGAGAUAUUGCUGCAGCCAGAGCUUACGCACCCGGAUUUUUGGAUAAAGAUGUUUUUGGUCUUCAAACUUUGCAGCAUUUAAUGCGGAUGACUCGUACAUGGGAUUCAACCAUGUCUAUGAUACCAAAAGGCGGGGAUACAAUAUGGGGUAGCCUUGAUUGGUCACCUGAAGGAGUCUACAGUUGUGGUUCAAAGACACCAAAGAAGAAUAAUACCAACAUUGCCAGUCAAACUGGGAAAGGUACUGCCAGUUUUACUGAAGGUGUGAACUAUGGGAGAAUUAUAUCAUUUGGGAAAAAUGUGGCUGAGCUCCAUUCAUCCAAAAUUGAUAGGAUGGAUUUCAGGGAUGCUGUUAAGGGCAGUAACCUUGCAAACAACUGUGAUAUCUGGACAGAAUACCAAGAGAUGGGUGUUUGGGGUAUCAAAGCUGUUGCUGAUUACAAAGUUUACACAGCUGGAUCAGUUUUAGAUCUGCUGCAAUUUGUAGCUCCUAAGCUUAUGGAACGUGGCGAAAAACAUUUUUCACACGGGAUUGCAGACAAUUUGGAUGAUCCUAAGUAUGAACACUAUAAAUAUUGGUCAAACCCCUUGGAAACAAGAUUACCAAAUGCUCCAGAGAUGGAGAUCUAUUCUAUGUACGGAGUUGGAGUACCCACUGAAAGAGCAUAUGUUUACAAGUUAACUUCAGCUGGUGAGUGUGCUAUUCCCUUCCAGAUAGAUACAUCAGCAACAGGUGGCAGUGAGAACUCAUGCCUAAAAGAUGGAGUAUUUUCCGUUAAUGGGGACGAGACGGUUCCUGUUUUAAGCGCUGGGUAUAUGUGUGCAAAGGCAUGGCGAGGGAAAACCAGAUUCAAUCCUUCGGGCAUCCCUACGUUCAUAAGGGAAUAUAAUCACGCCCCUCCUGCUAAUCUUCUAGAAGGUCGAGGAACGCAAAGCGGUGCUCAUGUCGAUAUAAUGGGGAAUUUUGCAUUAAUCGAGGACAUUAUAAGGGUGGCUGCUGGAGCUACGGGAGAGGAGCUGGGAGGAGACCAAGUUUAUUCCGAUAUAUUCAAAUGGUCCGAAACGAUCAACUUGAAGCUGUAGAUUUAUGCGGAAUACUUGUUUAUACGGUUUCAAGAAAUGGAUGAAGCAUUACUGAAAUGUUUUCAUUACACUCCAAGGAAAACCCUCUAUAGAUUUUGCGCUGCAGCCAAUUUAUAAAGCGAGGAGAUAAUUUAAUGUUUGGCUCACAUUUGACGAGGAAUCUAUUGCAAUUCCUUGAGCAAGGUUGACGACAUUCGCUGAUGCACUUUGCAAGAUUGGUCACAUGAUUAGAUCCUAUGAGUUGAAUUGUGUAGUUACGUGAAAUUUUGGAUAAUUUAUGUAAUUUAUGGAACAUUUUGUGAAUAAAUUGUGUUGGGAAGUUUGUUUGUUCUGCCUGGACAUGGAAUCUCCCAAAACGGGAUAAUUUACACUAACCAUCAUUAACUAUUUUCUUUCGGAACUAUUGUCAAAAUUUGAUUGUGUUAGUAAUUUUAAUUUUUUUAA